AUGACACAGGAGUGGAAAAACACAAUUUUAUGUCGCUUAAAACAGAGAAAUGCUGCUCAAAGUGAGAAAUAUGAAGAAGUUUUAAAUGCGUAUAAUUCUCUAGUUGAAGAAAAAAAUAAACUAUUAGCCAUCAUUGCAUCGUUCACAUCAGAAAACAUUUAUUUGCUUAAUAGUAAAAAAUUUGGAAUACCAUUUGAUACUAACGAAUAUUUAAUUCCAAAUAAUUUGAAGCAAUAUCAUCUGUUAAAUGAAGAAGUUGGAUCUGGAAGUACUUUUUGUCAUGACAACAAUUCAAUACAUGUAGCAUCAGUAAAUGGUACUACAACAGAGACAACUUUACGGAUAAUCCAACCAAAAAUUAAGACGAAAUCUCAGGAGGAGUAUCAUCCAAAUGAAGUUUCAAAAAGAGAAUUCUUAGAAAUAAUUAAAGAAAAAGCAAAAUGUGACGAACUGAUACUUCUUCUAAAAAAUAACAUAAAUGAAAAAGAAAAACUUCUGAACAUUUUAAACAAACAUAAUAAAGCAUUAAAUAGUGUUAUUCUAAAAAGGGAACAAGAACUUUCCGAAAAAAAUAAAAAAAUACAUAAACUUCAAGAUAUUGUAAGUAAACAAAAUAAAGAUUUAAAGUUAUAUGUAAAUACAAAUAUAUCACUUAAGAGAAAAAUCAAAAAAUAUCAAAAGAAAAAUCAAAAAAUGAUAAAAGAUUUUGAUACACUUAGACUUUCUUAUAUCAAAAUAUCGAAAGAAGCUUAUCAACUCAAAAAUUGCAAAAUAAACAUGGAUAAAGAAUAUUUUACCUUGAGAAAACAAUUUUUAGCGAAAAAAAUAGAAAAUGAAAAACUCCUCAAAUCUCUGCUAAGGUGCAAAAAAUCAUACAAGUCUCAGCUAAUGAAAAUGUAUUACCACUUUAUACGCCACAAUGAGACCAAAGAAUUGGUCUUAUCAGAAAAAAAGAGAAAAAUAAAAACAAGUUUUUUUAAAAAACAAAAAUUUUUUAUAUCCAUUUAUUGGGACAAAUUAUAUUACACUCAUGGUGAUAAAAAAAAACACUGCGUGGAAAAUACAAAUACAUCGGAACUGAAAACUAACUUAUUUAUAAAUAAAAAAAAAAAUUCGAUAGCGAAGCCGAUGAACUGUGUAGAUGCUGAAGAGCUUAUCACGUGUCAAAAUAUAUGUUAUGGGGACAAGUUCAAAUUAGGCAAGGGAUGCACUCUCUCGAGAAGCUCCAAUUGGAAAUGUGAAGAAUAA
This is a messenger RNA of Plasmodium gonderi, 1248 nucleotides long. RefSeq lists its product as hypothetical. Lineage: Eukaryota; Apicomplexa; Aconoidasida; Haemosporida; Plasmodiidae. The coding region runs from base 1 to 1248 and encodes 415 amino acids. The record is from RefSeq and is a predicted model, not a curated record. The transcript has a single exon.